Parastagonospora nodorum SN15 is the source of this 1878-nucleotide messenger RNA. RefSeq lists its product as hypothetical. Bases 1 to 1878 code for a protein of 625 amino acids. The record is from RefSeq and is a predicted model, not a curated record. The transcript has 2 exons. NCBI's taxonomy places the organism in Eukaryota, Fungi, Ascomycota, Dothideomycetes, Pleosporales, Phaeosphaeriaceae.
AUGGCGCCCAUAACCCCUACCCGCAGCUCAUCGAAAGCACCUACUACGCCACGGCAAAGCACCCUACGACGGAAAGGCGCAGAGGCCUUCGCUCGCUCUCCUUUUUCGUCGAAAAAUACAUUUCAACUGGACGACUUCAAGACCGAGGGUCGAGGGUCGCCUUCGAAGUUGAUGCAAGAUCAAGAGCUAGAGGCUGAGUAUGUCGCAGAUAGCUCGCCACGGGUGGCAUACACAUCGUUCGACCCGUUCGUACCUAAUAAUCUCGAAGCCUCAAAGCCCCACUCUUCGGUCGAAGGGGAAGAGGAAGAUGGGUUCAUAUUAACUGCCGAGCUUUUCGGUAGCUCGGAGAGUCCUUUCGAUGCAGAUGAUGAAGAAGGGUAUGAUCAGUCUCCAUCGCUACGACCAAGCACGCUUCGACGCAAGACAGGCGAACUAUUAGGUGGUCGCCCAUACUCGUCCAACCCGUUCGACUCAGAAGUCUCCGAGCUUGAUGAGCCAUCUCCAAGCCAGGUUGCACGCGGAAAGCCUCUCUCGUCACUGCUAGCACGGAUAGCGCCUACAAAGCGUGCCGAAGCUUCAGUUUCGGCAGUGUCAGCAGAGACAGAUUUUGGCGAUGCCACACUUGAGCAGACUUUAGCGGCAGAAGCUCUGUCGAAACAGCAUCUGGCUGCGUCCAUGUCGUCGCCGGGUUUGAGUACGUUGAAGCGGAGGUCAGCCGAUCUUUUUGCGCAGGACAGCUAUUUCCCGAGCAGCGCUUGGGAUGAAGAUGAUGACGAGCCCACCCAACGAUUUGAGAGGGUGAUACUUGAUCCGACUCAGCGUGAACGAGGUCUAACGUUCAAGUCGUUGCGUACUUUGAAAUCACCCAAAUCUUUGAGUGACCCGCUAUCGACUGUCAAGACUGAGGUUCAAGAUCAUGACGAGUCACGGGUCAUGCCAUGGUCCAAGGCCGAGUACAGAAGUUGGCCUGACAAGAAAGACCUCGAGGCCAACAUCCAGGAGUUUACGACGAACCGCUGUACGUUCGAGGGUCGGAUGCACUCCUCUGAGGUCAGUGUACAGUCAUUUGAGUCGCCGCCCAACGCAAGUGCAGGCUCUAGCAUGUUAGAAAGAGCCUUGGACAAUAUCCACAAAAUCCGUGGAGCAAACAUGACCAAACAAGAGCACGAUGAUUUCCUGCACGAACUUUUGGAUAAAGAGUGGGGUGAUCCGAAUGGCCUCGAUGCGCACGACGAGGUGAUGCAGCAGUUCUACCUUCGCAACAACGACUCACUGCCGGCCUCAAAUCCAGCUGGAUUUCCUCAUCUCAUCAACUAUCUCAGCUACACGACCGACACCGACUCGAUCGUACAGAACGCUCGCCCACGACUCGCCGACGCAGUCGCCACAACACUCUUACAGACGAGCCAUCGAUGCCUUGCCGACUUUCUCGACCCAGGCGUUCAAGUCUUCGAGUGGUGUCGCAACAAACAACACAUGAUGAUCCGCCGCGACGGCAAGCAUGUGAUCGUUGGCACAUAUCAAAACUACGGCACCUGCUACGUGUGGAAUUAUUUCGUGCGGUCUGAGAUCUCGGAGACUGGAGUGUGGAAAGAGGUGUAUGCUGGUGCGUCACAGGUCAUCACUCCUGUGUCGGCAGAGGGCAUUGAGUUUGACAAGCUUGUCCCGGGCGAGAGUAUCCAGGGUAUUGAUCCGACGGACGAGAAGUACGCACUGUAUGUUGGUCGUGCGUUGGGCCAGUUCAUGCUCUUAUGGGAGGUGUGGGAUUUUAAUGGAGGAUAUCUGAUUGAGUGGCAGGCGGACGGUGCAGUGAGAAAUGCGCGAGAGAUUUUGUACGAGGGUCUUCGCAUGGCGAGAGAAGAGACGGAGAAAGACUGA